CAACGCGUCACGUGUUUUUUAUUUAUGUAAUGUAAUGGUGUCAGAAGCGAACCCUGUACAAUCUGACUGCUACACAAUAGAAAAAUGUUGCUCUCGCUAGCGUAAAAUCAGAAAACAGAUCCAUCGGUCGCUUUUUUUAUUUUGUCUUUGCACUGCGUUGAUGGAGUUCGGAGGAGUCGCUUUGAUCGGAUUGAAGCAAUUCAUCAAGCACAACAAGGAAAAACGUUACUCUUACAGCAAAGACUGAGAUAUGAUUGACAAUGGAUAAUCAUACAUAUUAAAUGUAUUGCCAUAUAAAAAAGUCAGUUGGAGAGGGAAUCCUAAAGCAUGCUCUUGGCACAAUUUCGCAGAAACUGUCAUCGGCCUUUGGAAGCUUAUGAAAGCAGUGCUCACGAAAUGAGAUAGGGCAGAGCUUUAAAACUACCCGUGUCGUUUAACUUUUUAAUCAUGUCACCUUUCAUGCUAAAGGAUCGAGCUGUUUAACUUGACAAAAGGCAUCAGCUGUUCAACUCUGAAGCUGUCACCGGAUGAAAGAGCCGAGCAUGGAUCUGCUGGAGUGUCCGAUCUGUCUGUUCCUCAUGUGCGAGCCAGUGACUAUGAGCUGCGGUCACUCUUUCUGCAGGAGAUGCAUGGGAGCUUUCCUGCCCCCGCGAUGCCCCACAUGCAAAGACCGAUUGAAACAGAGAGAUGCGAAAAACAUCAAAAACAAUGUGUUACUCUUCAGCGUCAUUGAGAAAUGUUGCCCCGAAGAGACUAAGAUGAAAUGUCACAUUCAAGAGAAACUGAAAACGAGCGAGUUUACAGAAGCUCUGCGUAUUGCUGAUGAAGGGAUCGAGAUGGCCCCUGAAGAUGUGAGUCUGAAAGUGUGGCGAGCUGAGGCCUGCAUGGGCCUCCGUCGCUUUUCUGAUGCCCUCCGUGACCUGGAUGACCUGUGCUGUGUGCGACCCAACUGGACUGAGGGUUUCUUUCGUAAAGGGAAUGUGCUUCUUGAAAUGGGCAAACAGACUGAAGCCCUCAUCCAGUUUUACCGUUGCCUGAAGCAGCAUCCUGAUUUUGCCCCUGCAAAAAAUCAGAUUAAGAAGAUCCUGGAAGCAGAGGGCAUGGCUGUACCAGAAGAAGUUUCACGGAUCCUGCAUGUUGUGUCUGAGUACUUGCAAGAUCCCUGUCCUAUCACCAGCUCUGUAAGCCCCUCGUGUCCAGAUGGUCAGCGCUACUCCCACAACAACGCUGAAGGCCAAAGUGAUCCCGGGCAGAAUGCACCUAAAGUGAAGCACGGCACCAGCGGCGAGUGCUGUCUGAGCCUGUGUCAGGCCGUGUCCUUCCUCCCCACUGCUGAGGAUGAUGAGGAACUGAUGAUGAAAAGAGAAGAGAAACAAAACAGAGGUAUGUGCAGUGUGGGCAGAGAGUCCUGCCUCAGCGUUCUGACAGUGACUGAUUUUGAGUGCCCUCUCUGCAUCAGGUUGUUCUAUGAGCCGGUGACAACACCCUGUGGACACACCUUCUGCAAAAACUGCAUUGAGAGAAGUCUGGACCAUAAUCUACGCUGUCCACUUUGUAAACAACCACUGCAGGAGUAUUUUAAGAACAGGAAGUACAACCCCACCGUGCUGCUGCAGGAGAUUAUGUCCCGCCUCUUCCCCCAGCAGUUGGCAGAAAGGAAACAGGUGCACGAGGCGGAGAUGGCAGAGCUCUCAAAUUUGACUAAGGACAUCCCAAUCUUUGUGUGCACGGUGGCGUACCCUGGCAUCCCAUGUCCGCUGCACAUCUUUGAGCCUCGUUACCGUCUGAUGAUGCGGCGAUGUAUGGAGACAGGCACCAAAAAGUUUGGCAUGUGCAGCUACGAGCAUGGCAAAGGCUUUGCAGAUUAUGGCUGCAUGUUGGAUAUUUUGGAUCUGGAAUUGCUUCCUGAUGGUCGCUCCUAUGUGGAAACAGUGGGAGGAAGUCGCUUCCGAGUGCUCAGGAGGGGACAGAGAGAUGGCUACCACACAGCUGAUAUUGAGUACCUGGAGGACCAUAAGGUCGAAGGUGCCGAGCUUGAAUUACUGCUGCGUCUCCAUGACAGUGUGUAUCAGCAGGCAAGAGAGUGGUACCACCGUCUUAACAGCCGCAUUCAGGAGCAGAUCAGCCGGCAGUACGGAAUCAUGCCCGAGAAAGAGGACGAUAUACAGGCAUCUGCUAAUGGGCCGGCCUGGUGCUGGUGGCUGCUGUCAGUGCUGCAGUUAGAUCCAGCCUAUCAGACCACCGUUCUGUCUCUGACCUCCCUGAAGGACAGACUGGGUCAUCUACGUAUCGUACUAGAAUACUUCUCUCAGAGCUAGGACGGAGACACAUUAUGUGCCCAUAUAUCUGAUCACAUUACAUGCAUGCGCCACGGGAGACAUGAAUUUUCUUGAACUUUCUUCUGAUUUAAACAGAGCGAUUCGUUUGCUCUUGCUACAGAAUUUAAUAUUUUUGUGCUUGGAAAGCUAUGACAUGGGUUGGUUUAAAAAUGAGAUGACCUGUUCCAGUGACUGUACAACUAUUGAAUUAGUCAUUGAACUAAUUCCUACUUCAGUCGAGCACCAAAGAAUCAAGGACUUGUUCUACACAGAACAGCUGUUUAUUGGUUCACGCUGUUCGCUUCAUUAAACAUCAUCAGAGUGGAUGCCAAAUGCUGCAGCUAGCUUUGCUGACAUACAUUUGAUAUGUUUCCAGUAGUACUGGGCCCUGGCCAGGAUUUGCUUUUAAAUGUGUAGCUCGCAUUUGUGGCCGAGAGGUAAACAGUUGGCCCAAGAGACCGAUGACUGAAUAGGAGCUCAUUGAUUAUGCAUAAAUGAAACACUUAUGACUACAGCCUCAAAAUCCUCACAAUUCCGGCUGUAUGUUUUAGUAGAAUCAUAAAUAAUAUUAUCCUCAGCAACAGACGAGGAGUUACAUUAAUAUUGCAGGAUUAAUGGCACAGAAUACACUUCUUUUUCGAUGAAUGAAAGCUGCUAGCUGUGGUAGUUUAAUUUGUAGUAUUAAAUGUGUUGCAAGCUUGCUGGCAUGACAGUAGAGAGGACAGAGGAAAGGAUUCCCAUUCAAAAGUUUGGGGUCGGUAAGAUUUUUUAAAAGAAAUUAAUACUUUUAUUUAGCAAAGAUGCAUUAUAUCGAUUUAAAGUGAAAAUAAAUAUUUCAAAAGAUUUCUAUUUUAAACACUGUUCUUUUUAAUUUUCUGUUCAUCAAAGAAUAUUGAGGAAAAAUAAAAUAAAAAUCAGGAAAUCAGCAUAUUAGAAUUAUUUUUGAAGUAUUUUUCAUUAAAUAAAUGCAGCCUUUCAGAAACAUUAAAAAAAAAAAAAUCUUACAUAGCCCCAAACAUAUGAAUGGUAGUGUAAAAUACUCUUAAUCAAGUGUUGUCAUGGUUUUAGCUAUCUGGUUGAUCAUUGUAGCUCUCCAAACCUCUUUGUGACAGUCAUAUUGGAUUAUUUCUAUGUGCUUGUGCCUUGUGAUGGGCCUUAAUCUGGUUUCAGAUAUUUGGUUAAGGACUGCGGAUUUAUGUUCAUUAUUUUUCCUUUCUUUUGUUCAGUGCCACAUUCCGAGGAAUGUUAAAACUGCAAUGUUACAUGUGAUGUAACACUUACAUGGGCUUGAAACUGACUUUGUUCAUACUCUGGUGAUUUGUCUUUUUUUUUUUUUUUAAUCUCAUACAUGGCUGGAAGUCCAAGGGUUAACAUGCACCCACCUGCACUGUUAAUUUAUUUUUAGGUUUUUCAUAUUUGAUAUAUUGUGCACUGCUCUGAAGAUUACUGUCAUUUUGCCAUACUGAAAACCAGUUACUAACAGGUAGGUGCUUUGCUUUCAACCAUGUUUUGAAUGCAGUAUGCCUAAAUGUACUGAUUUUAGAUUUGUCUUAUUUGAAGAAGUGUAAAUUUGGGAACUUUUGCAGGACAGAUUGGACACAAAAAGGUUCAUGCAAAAACUGAGAUUUAAAGAGGCCUCAGUUAUGUUCCACUUCACACUUCAUCACAGCUUUAAAUGAUCACACCUCCAUGGCCAAAGUCAUGCUGAGCCACACAUUAUUCAUGAUCGCAUGACCGCAAUGGAGUGAUUCAGAGAGACAAAUAUUUAUGAAAGGGAAUCAAAUCAGAAUAGAAUUUUACUUGAAUUUGCUUUAGUAAUUUAAGUAAGACUUUACUGAUUGAUGCAUCUGAUGUGUGGUUUCAUAUCUAAGGUGCACUCUUGACAUCUAAUACCUUCCAUCCUCAGGAUACAGGGCUUGAAAAAUCACUUACAAACGCUGUUGCUUCAUCUGUCUGUAGUUUCUCAGCAUUGUGGUGGUGAGCUUGGCAAUGUCAAAUUCUCACCCUUUUGGUUUAAUUGUAUGUGAAGGUGGCAGUUCCUGUGGUGUUGCAUUGGGAUAGUAAAAUUGCAAUUUAGAGUGACUUAAUUCUUCACUAAUAGUCUCGUAAAAAAGGAGAAGGAUGCUACUAUAGCCCUCAAAUCAAAUGUCUUGUGUAAGUAAAAAGACUUUGAUUAAAUUUAAUCUACAAAUAUAGAUUAGUCAAAUCAGAAUCACUAAUCAAGAUUAUAUCCUCUUGUUUUGUAAAAUUGUUUGAAAAGCAAUCAUUUCCAUUCAGUGGCAAACGAUGCUUGUUCAUUUAUUUCAAAUGAUCAGUGGACUCUGAUGCAAAGUAUCUCUUCUUUCUUUUUUUUGUCACUAAUUCUUUUUAAUGUCAUAUAUUGAUGUGUUUGGAAUUAAGGCAAUCUUCGGCAGACUAUUUUAAAAUUUGUUUUUCCUGGUGUAAUCUAGGGACCUGUAUCAGUGAUUUUUCUUUUGAGAGAUUUGUCUUUAACUCUUAAUGAGUUAUGAGAUACACAUUAUACAAUAAAUGUAACAUUAAAAUAAAUCAUUCAAAAUAUCAUUGCUUUGCUUUGGAACUGGCAAAAAUCAAUCAGACAACAGCAACAACAAAAACAUUAAUAAUCAAACCAUUUUAUCGCUAGUUUGUAUUACCAAGCAACCACUAGAUGGCGGUAUACAAUCACAAAAUGAUUAUCAGCAUCUUCCAUUUCUUGAAAAGGUAAAGACUCUAUUAAGAUAUAUAAAAAUAUAUUUUUUUGUGGGGGGGUCUAAUAUUGUUUUGGACCUCAGUGACUUUCAUUGAAUAGACAAAACAUGGUAACUCUUUACAAUAAGGUCUCAUUCGUUCACUGAAAAGAAAAUAAAAAAAAUGAUUAAUUGAAUUUACUAAAUAUUUUUAAGGUAAGUGGUUGCAAUCAAUUUAUUUUAGCUACAUUUAAAUAAACAAAUUUUGUUGAAAGUUAGUCAACUAAAUUUAUUUAAAUGUAGCUCAAAUGAAUUGAUUGCAACUACUUACAAAAAUAUUUUGUGAAGACAAUGAAUCAUUUUCUUCAGUACAAAUAUUGAAAUUAACAUGGAUUAGAAAUGCUUUAGAAGUAUUUUUCAUGUUAACUAAUGUACUUAACUAAUGUUAUCAAUUGAAACCUUGUGGUAAAUCAUUCUUCAAAAUAUUUAUUAUGUUCCACAGAAGGAAGUAGGGUUCGAAUAACAUGAAUGAGAGUAAAUAACACCAGAAUUGUAAAUUUUGGGGUAAAUUCAUUUGGGUGAAUCCCUUAAAAAAAAGGAACUAACAUGUAUGACAAUAAAAGACAAUUAAAAUGUAUAGAUAAAAGCAUCAGGCUGUGAUGAACUAAUCUGGGAAAUAUUUAAACAAAAGUUAUGGCAUUAAAAUGGUGGGGGAAAAAAAAAACUAGUCAACUAGUGACACUGACCAUGCUCUUUGGACCCCAUUGAAUGUAGUUGUGUUGGAGAUGUCAUUAACACAAAUUACAUCUUGUGCUUAGGCGAUUUUAGUUUAUGCUUUUUUUCCAUAAUUUUGGAAUUAGUUUUGACAUAUUAAAUCACUGCUACAAGUCGAAAAGUGCGAUCAAAUUUUACCGUUGCUCGACGAAUGUUCAAAAUUUCAAAAUAGAAUAACAUACCGUAGUAUUCAUGGUUUCCUAAAUAAGAUAAUAAAUAGCUUCAAACAUACUAUGCAUUUGUUUAUGCUUUAGUACAGUAAAACAUUACAUACAGCACCUUUAAUCCACUCAAUUUACAGGACAGGUUCUAGUUGGUCACGCAAAUUUGCCGCGAAAUUUGGCGGAUGUGAACACACCAACAGUAAGUAAAUAACGUCGAAGCGAUUUUAAGUGACUAUUUUGAUAGGGAGCUCUGUAUCUGAAAACGUCCUUGUGAUGUAGCUCAAUGUGAACAUCAAAGCCCUAACAGACAGGAAGGAGAGAAGUAAUGUACGAAAUCCAUCUCGGAUGAUUUGGAGGUGUUUUGGAGCACAUCCUGGUGACAAGCCCAACCUUCAGCGAGAAAGGAUUAAGUUUCUCUGCCGUAAAGCAUCCUGACAUUCGGAAUGAUAUUAAACUUCAAUGGACUCAGAUCAAGGUUCACCGAUCAUUCUUGCAGGCGCUGAAUCCAUUAUUCAAG
Onychostoma macrolepis is the source of this 6460-nucleotide messenger RNA. RefSeq names its product LON peptidase N-terminal domain and ring finger 1 (gene lonrf4). The record is from RefSeq and is a predicted model, not a curated record. The transcript is spliced from 13 exons. Lineage: Eukaryota; Metazoa; Chordata; Actinopteri; Cypriniformes; Cyprinidae. Gene Ontology annotation, molecular function: protein binding. The coding region runs from base 528 to 2318 and encodes 596 amino acids.